AAAGGGCAAUAGACACUUUGGAGGUGGAAGUGGUGUGAAAGAGGAGGGACCUGAGACUUCAGUUUGCGUUUCACUGUGCGAACUGAAGGGCGCUCACGCACAGCUCUCCUGGACUGACCGCUGAGCCACGGAACUAGUUUGCGCUGACAUCGCCUUCACACGUUAAACUCCCGCAACUGUGCCCAUCGCCGACAGCGGACGUUCAGUAAACUCCGGUGAAGCCUAGAAGUUGUCCCUUUCUUCCUAAAGCGCCACUCUUCCAUGCUAGGAUGUGAAUUUCCACGGGAGGAUCCAGAGUCGUGCCAUGGUGUUGACCCGCGCGCUCCUCACAGACAUGGGCCGCUCUGCGUCUACGGGUACAUGAAUCUGAGUUCCACCGGCCAGAUGCCUGAGAUGGAAGAAGUAGAUACCAAUGAGAGCAACUGGUUGGCGAAGAGGAUUGCUCUCAUCAGUUUCCUGUCACUGGUCAUGCUCAUGAGCGUCCUGGGAAACCUGCUGGUUAUGGUGGCCGUCUGCAAAGACCGGCAGCUCAGGAAAAUCAAAACCAACUACUUCAUCGUCUCGCUGGCGUUUGCUGACCUGUUGGUGUCAGUGCUGGUAAUGCCGUUUGGUGCCAUAGAACUGAUCCAUCAGAACUGGAUCUACGGAGAGACCUUCUGCCUGGUCCGCACCUCUCUGGACGUGCUGCUGACCACCGCCUCCAUCCUACACCUGUGCUGCAUCUCUCUCGACAGGUACUAUGCCAUCUGUUGCCAGCCGCUGGUCUACAGGAAUAAGAUGACACCACUAAGAGUGGCUCUAAUGAUCGGAGGAUGCUGGAUAAUCCCGAGCGUUAUUUCCUUCCUACCCAUAAUGCAAGGCUGGAACAGUAUUGGAAUAAAUGAUUUGAUAGAGAAGCGGAAGUUCUCUGGCAACUCCACGGUGUGUGUGUUUAUGGUGAACAAGCCAUAUGCGCUGACCUGCUCAGUCGUGGCCUUCUACUUACCGCUGAUCCUGAUGGUGCUGGCGUACCAGCGCAUCUAUGUCACGGCGCGAGCACACGCUCGACAGAUCAACAUGCUGCAGCGGGCCGGAGGAGCGGGAAACGCGAACAGUGCGGACCACCAACGAAACCACCGCAUGCGCACCGAGACCAAGGCAGCCAAGACUCUGUGCAUCAUCAUGGGCUGCUUCUGCCUGUGCUGGGCCCCUUUCUUCAUCACGAACGUGGUGGACCCCUUCAUAGACUACAGUGUUCCUGAGCAGCUGUGGGUGGCCUGCCUCUGGCUGGGCUACAUCAACUCCAUGCUCAACCCCAUCCUUUACGCCUUCCUCAACAAGUCCUUUCGCCGUGCCUUCCUCAUCAUCCUCUGCUGCGGACACAAGCGCUACCGCCGACCUUCCAUCCUGGGCCCUGGAGCGACCUGCACAGCCACGCAGAUCAACGGCUCGACACACGUCCUGAAAAAACCUCAAUCGCUUAGGAGUCAUUCUUGUCUACUUCUGCUCCGGCGGUGAAACAAUGGCAGACUGAUGACAGUCACUCAGAGAGGAGCUAAGGUAUUCAGUUCUUCACAAUGGAAAGCAUACUGAACAGGAGAAACUGUCAAUACAGAACGACACAGAGUCCCAGGAGUCAUGUUUCUGACACAGGCCAGCCUCUAAUGAGGAACAUCACUGGAAGGUGCCAUUUCUCACCGCCCUGCCUGCAGCUCAGACCUGACCAGAGCCUUCAACGAAUCGAGAACGGGGAGCUGGACUCAACUAUAUGCUCAAAGAGCUGCUGAACAAUGAGGGAAAGAACAAUGUUGCCAAAGGUAUCUGGUCUGUAUUUUAGGAUACAAAUUUCCAUUGCAAAGGAAUGUUGGUAAGGGUUUUCCCAAUGUGUUUGUUUCCUUUUGGUUCUCCUGGAAUACUAUUUCCAAACCAAAAACACAUCAUUCAAGCUUUAUCCAGAGAGGCUUUUAUUAGCUCUAGAGUCCGAAUAACACUUCCUGAAAGCUACGGCACAAGUGCUGAACAGCUAAGAUGACACUUAAAAGAAAGAUUUAUUUUUAUUCUAUAAAGGAAAAAAUACCACAGUAUUAAGAGUUGGGUGCAUUGCUGAGCGAUUUCUCCAAUUUCUAUUUUUUAACUGUUCCAUUAAUGAAUUUGAAUAAUGAAUCUAGUAUAGGAUUGUCACAUGAAUUUAAAUGUUAAAAACAA
This is a messenger RNA of Carassius carassius (crucian carp), 2184 nucleotides long. Its product is annotated as 5-hydroxytryptamine receptor 4-like. The transcript has 8 exons. Gene Ontology annotation, molecular function: G protein-coupled serotonin receptor activity. The record is from RefSeq and is a predicted model, not a curated record. Lineage: Eukaryota; Metazoa; Chordata; Actinopteri; Cypriniformes; Cyprinidae. Gene Ontology annotation, biological process: regulation of appetite; chemical synaptic transmission; adenylate cyclase-activating adrenergic receptor signaling pathway. Gene Ontology annotation, cellular component: plasma membrane. The coding region runs from base 262 to 1497 and encodes 411 amino acids.